Molecule: messenger RNA, 2574 nt
Organism: Stylophora pistillata
Lineage: Eukaryota; Metazoa; Cnidaria; Anthozoa; Scleractinia; Pocilloporidae
Product: neural cell adhesion molecule 2-like
Source: RefSeq, a predicted model, not a curated record
AUUGUUGAAAAUGAAAACGCACCUCGGGGUUUACCCCUCUCUCUUGAAAACCUUUUUUUAAUUUUGCGUCAUAUUAAAGUACUAGAGAAAGAAAGUUUCACGCAAUAACAAACCAAAAUCUGCAUUCGGCGUCAACACGUUUUCAUACGUAGACAUGGAUAUCCAGAAGUUUUGGCUGUUUAUCUUUUUGUUUCUCGCUCAUGCAGGAGAAACUUGCGGCUCUGAAGGUCAGUACGGCAAAUGGCGAUAAGUUAAAGUUUUGUACCUUUGGAAUCAUUGAUAAGCGUGCCGUUGACAUCGGAUUAAAGGGGCUGAAAUUAAGAAGUGACGUGUAAACAAAGCUAAAGUAAGAUGUGCUCUAAGUGUACCAAUGUUUAGUUGCCCUUACAAUUAGUAGACCGUAGGAAGUAAGAACGAGUUACAAAAUUAACACUGAGAUAUGGUCUCCUCCCGCUUAUUUAAUCUUGGGUGAUGUAACUGUCAUCGUUUCAAAAACAUAUCUUACUGUGUAUAUUAAAAAAAACUGAUCUUGCGAUCAAAAAAUUGUGUUGUGCCAGAAAUAUACAAUCAGCGGGACUUAUGUCCCUCGAAAUCAAUUCCUAAGCAGUGAUACAUUUCAGACAUGUAAAACUCUGCAUGUGUUCGAAAGAAUCAUAGUGACGAAGUCCUCACGAAGGACAUGAACCAUUACUUAGUCCUUAACGCACAUUCCUUCUGCUGUAUGUCAGACCUUUAAUCAUGAUAACAAUGCAGUUGAAGUAUAUCAGAACUGAUGCAAUGCUAAAGUAAAUGUGUUCAUAAGUUUUCCUUGAUUCAGUUCGCAGUUACCAACAUUAAUGCACAUUCCUUCCACUUCAUAGGUUCAUCUGAGUCUACAAACCGCAUUGUGGCCAAAGCAUUCCAAGAGAACCUGGAAUUACAGUGUACUCUCCGUUUAAAUAUGCCUGGUUUCCUUCAUUUGGCCUGGUACCUCUGCCCCACCAUAGCACAAUGCAGGUCUAACUGGGAUAGAUACCGCAUUGCUCAAAUUAUCAACAAGACAAUUGCUUUGGUUGACUUUCCGGAAAAAUUUGAAUUAAAUGUUUACGGGACCUUGAACAUUCUGAAGGUGCAACCAGAAUAUGACGGGAAAGCGUUGCUCUGCAAGGCUAUGUUCCACAGAAUCGGGGUGAGAGAGAACGUAGCACUCAUGGAAAUAUCGAAAGAGCAGCCCAAAAUCAUAAUGAAAAGUCCACGACGUUUCCUGGUAGUCAAAGAAAUGCCACUGCAAUUAGACUGCAAAGUAAUUGGCUUCCCUCCUCCUCGCGUUAUCUGGUUGCGUGACAAGCAAGUACUUAAAAAUGUAACGAACGACGGAGUCACAAGUUUGGUGCUAAGAAAUGUUACCAACGAUGACGGUGGAGUUUAUCUUUGUAAGACUGAAAAUCAACUGGGAAAUGAUAGUUAUGCAGUGGAAGUAAAUGUCAUCGAUUUUCAGAGUUCGACUUUGACAAAUACAACAGAUAACCAUGGAGGUCGAGAAUGUGAUAUCUGCUCAGUGACUACGUACAUGUUGUUCACACUCCUGAUACUUGCAGGAGGAUAUUGAUGCAGUUUGUAUACGGAGCAGUAUAGUAGACGCUUAAACCAAGAAAAGGUUUCCCUUGUAGUUUGAUGAAUUUCUCGCCCAUAAUAUUAAUGCCGUUUUUGGAAAGAAAAAGAAAACAAACAAAAAAAAGGUUGAUGUAAGAAAAGGCAAAGAAAAGGGCAUAGAAAAAAUGAAAUGAUUUGUUUUGUUUGUUGUGAUGGAGUAAGCUUUUUUCCUGCACAUUAACAAAAGACAAAGCCAAAAUAUUAACUUCCUACCUGUAAAUAUCAACUAAAUUGGUGAUCCCGACCGAAAACGGCACUUUCCAAGGUAAUGCGUCGAAGCUAUUUAACAAUCUACCAGAAACUAUUAGAAACUAUAAAGAUUACAGAACCUUUUUAAAACUUUCAAGGGUUUUUUUAUAUAACAGAGUACAGAAUGGUUAGCUAGUUUUACUGUAAUUUCGAUUCUGUUAAUCCGACUUCUAUCUUUAAUUGCAUAUUGCGUAAUUUGUAUUUAACUUAAUUUGAUUUAUUUUUAAUUGCAAUUGAUGUACUUCAACUGGGAAGAGCCACCCAGUGGAUCUGUUAAUGAACCAUUAUUAUUAAAUAUCAAAAACAUGAAAAAGUUUAUAUGUAUAAUAUCAGGAAUUUACACUGUCUUUGUAAACAUACAAAGAGACUGGACAAAGUAAUCCAAGUCCGUAUCAUUUUUACAUCUUACUGAAUUAUUUAUUUAUUUUUGUCGUCCAGUGCCACGUGUUAUCAUCAUUUGGAAUUGAAGAGGCUGUCAGUUUUCUACUUUUUACUUUUUUUCUAUUCCUAAUUCCGUAUCAAAUUUACUGAUAGAUAAAUCAGUUGAGCUUGAAAGAGGUUAUUCCUCCAAAACCGUAUGAUAUAUAAUGAGGGGUCGACUUGGGAGGAAGAUAACACAAUUUAAUCUUUACGACUAUUAUAUAUUAUCAGAUGGUUUCUUUUUCUCUGUGAUUAAAACGAAUUUUUUUCUAA